Messenger RNA from Bombyx mori (domestic silkworm), 3546 nucleotides. It is a transcript of the gene Rabex-5, whose product is annotated as rab5 GDP/GTP exchange factor. Gene Ontology annotation, cellular component: endocytic vesicle; cytosol. The record is from RefSeq and is a predicted model, not a curated record. The coding region runs from base 141 to 2195 and encodes 684 amino acids. The transcript has 11 exons. Lineage: Eukaryota; Metazoa; Arthropoda; Insecta; Lepidoptera; Bombycidae. Gene Ontology annotation, biological process: vesicle-mediated transport. Gene Ontology annotation, molecular function: guanyl-nucleotide exchange factor activity; DNA binding; zinc ion binding.
AUUUUGAUCUGUCAAAAUUCAAUGGCAGAACGUUUGUUGUCAUAGUAUGAGAGUAAAAUUAUGAAGGGUUUUCCUGUUACAAUAGAAACUAAUCAUUUUUUGCAUAUAAGUUAAUAGAAACUUUUAGGUCCUACAAAUACAUGAUAACAUCCAAGAUGCCUUCACUACGGAUCGACCAAAACGACUUGAAGUGCAAGAAUGGAUGUGAUUAUUUUGGCAACCCACAAUGGCAGGGGUACUGCUCGAAAUGUCACAGGGAACAGAUGCAGAGGCAAAGAAAAGCAGAGAAAGCCUCAUCGUUUACAUCGACUCUUCCUAGAUCGGACCAGAGGAAGUCCGAACGCGGCCUCAAGUUGUCCUCGCACGCGUCCUUCUCGAAGUUCGAAGAGAAGCGCCUGCGACAAAGCGAAACGCUCAAGAAGACUAAUCUACUGAAGUUUAACGUGUUCAAGAAGAAUAUUACAGAUGACCAUGAAAUCUCAACGGAAAGACGUCAGCCAGAGUUUAAGAUUCCGACCGCAGUGUUCGAAGGUAUGAAGGCAGACUUCCGGGUCCGCUUUCCCUCGUUUCCCCCCCAGAUAGACCGGGACGCUAGGGGCUUCGUUCACACCUUCAUCCUGGAUGUCAUAAAAUGGGCUGCUAUAAUGAAUGUGGACGAGCUCUCGGAGAGGGUGCAGAAGCAGUACCAGCGCUUCAUGAAGCACAUGGAAACGUCGCAGCACUACGCAUCUGUAGACUCGGACGCCAGAGAGCUGCUCAUAGAUUUCGUCGAGAAACACGCCAUGACCUACUUACAUGAGUUGCCGUCUAUAGUGUUUUCGCCGAGUGGAACCGAUGACGAACGCCAGGACCGCGCCAUGUCGGAGCGGAUACAGCAACUGAGCUGGGUGGGGGAAAAGCACCUCGAAUGUAAACUGGACAGGAACAAUGCUGAAUGCCGACGGUUGCUCUACAAGGCUAUAAGCGAGCUGCUGGGUAUGGACGCGGCGCGCUGGUCGGGCGCCAAGCUGGCCCGCGUGCGGCGCUGCGCCCGCCACGUGCUGCGGCUGGCCGCGCCCGCGCCCGCCUCCGCCGACGACCUGCUGCCCGCGCUCAUACUCGCCGUCCUGAAAGCCAACCCGCCACGUUUGAUAAGCAACAUUAAUUACGUGACCCGCUUCUGCAACGCCCAGAGGCUGAUGACCGGCGAGGGUGGCUACUACUUUACUAACUUGUGCUGUGCGGUGUCGUUCAUCCAGAAUAUGACGGCGGAGUCUCUGAGCAUGGACAAGAAGGAGUUCGACUGCUACAUGGCGAUGCCGGCCUCCAUAGGCGGGAGUGCCUGGGCGGCCGCGCUGUCGCUGUGCGGCGCCACACGCGAGGCCGAGGAACAGAGCGCUCUAGCAGCGAAACUUCUAGAACAGACCAAAGAGAUACAGAGGGAGGCCGAGAACAUGGCGAACAACGCGGCUACAUUUGAGGAACAAAUCGCGAAGAAAGUUCAAGACGUUUUAGCAAAGACCCCACUGGAGAUCAAACCACGGCGAGAACUGCCGCGUCUCAGACGCGAGGGCGUCGGGUCCGCGCCGCCGCCCACCACCGAGCCCGGCCCGGCGCGGACCUCAGAACCGCCAGCGCUGCUCAACGAGCCGAGCGUAGUCAUCGACGAAACCGAAAAACUAAACAUCUUAGGCUUCGAAGUGGUCGAGGAGCGGUCGCCGUCCAAGUCGCCGCAGCUGGACCGCCUCUCCGACCUCAAACAGAGCAGUUCAACGGAACUACUGACCCCAUCCCCGAUGGUCCUCACUCCGUUCGACUGCAGGUCCCUAGACGAGGUGCUGACCCCGGACGAGUUCCCGGACAACAUCCCCGGACUGAGCGACGUCAAUUAUGACAUAGACCUGUCAGAUUUCAGCGCGGAUACCAGUCUGGCGGAGGACCCCCCCGCCCCCGACCGCCGAAGGACCUUCGAUCCAUUCGCGCCUCAGACCUCAAAAGACUCGUACAAGUUGCUGGAGUCCUUUGAUGAAUUUAGCAUCGUGGAUAACGCGCGCGAGUCGGACCCCUACGAGGUCGUGCACAGGCCGGACCCGUUUGGUUCUGUUUUGGACAACGAUGAGGGUAGAGCGUCCAUUCUGGACGACAGCGGUUCCCCCACGGCCGCCUGCCUGCUGCCCUCACCGAUACAGCCUCAAAACAGCGCGAAGCCAACUUAGUUAAUUAAACAAUCAUUUUUAUUUAAAAAUAUUUAAAAUCCCUCAGCUUAGAAUGGUUUAGUUGAGUUUCUCCUCCAAAUGUAAAUUUACUGGUGGUAGCACCUCUUGUGAGUCCGCGCGGGUAGAUACCACUGCUUAUUUCUGCCGUGAAGCAGUAAUGCGUUUCGGUUUAAAGGGUGGGGCAGCCGUUGUAACUAUACUUGAGACCUUAGAACUCAUAUCUCAAGGUGGGUGGCGCAUUUACGUUGCAGAUGUCUAUGGGCUUCAGUAACCACUUAACAAAAGGUUGUGUAGCGAAGGGGGCCCGCAUUCUGGUUCGAAGAUUUGGACACAGUUGCACAACAAACCCCCAUAUCAGUUCAGCAAUGAUCAUGCAUUAUUUUUUGAGCUUCGACAACAACUUAAUAAUAUUAGGUAUGCUGUGAGCUCAUAUUCUUUUGUAGACCAAAAAAAUAUGCUACCAUUAUUUCACGUUGCCUACUUGCAUCAGAGCGCAAUGUACCAUCGCUUUAUUUCUAUGGACAAACAGACAUACCUCCAAAACAUUAAAUAUUCAGUGAAGUACUUUUAUAAGUCUCACAAAUCCAAUUGUGAUUGUUAAUUAAAGAUUAAUUAUUAAAGAUGAGAUCCUUGAUAAGUUCAAAGCCAAAGUCGAUAAAGUCUUAAAUGAAUAUUUACUAUUUGAAUUAAUCGCCUUUCGUUCAGCGGAUCCUAGAUACUGUUACAUCUAAAUAAUAAAAUAUGAACCCACAUUUUCAACAUAUUUCUAUUGUUUUUUUUUUUUGGGAAUUCAAAAUGUUGCCUUAAAUAGAGACCGCAAUCUUGUGCGUGUUAAGUAGUGCCGAAGAAAUUACGCGUUUGAAAAGUUAUGACAAUUGUUGUACAAUACAGUUGAGAUUUGAAUCUGCGUCCUUAGAGUGAGUUUUUUAACGUUCUCGAUAGCGUAAACGUUAACUCAAAUUUGUAGAGUUGGAAGGUUUGCCGCUAGGGGCGCUGUUCCAACUGCAUACUAAUUUGAGUUAACUUUUACGUUAUCGAGAGCGUUAUAAAACUCACUCUUAAGUACAUUGGUAUCUUAUAGGCGACGGCGGCCAUAUUGCUGUCUCUGAUGGCUGGUUGUAACCGAUCAACAAAGAGUCCGUGGGAUAAAACAGAAAAAACAAUGGUCCCUUAUAUAGGUGAUAUUUGUUUGAAUCCUAUUGUUAUUUAUUGCAAUUAUAUAUUAUUUUUUUUAGUUUUAAGGUUGUAUAUGUAAUUUGAAAAUGAAUUUAACGUUGUUCUGUCAAUUUACCUUUUGUAAUGUCGUUCAUACGUAAAGAGCAUGUUGGAUGAAUAAAUUGGUUUUUGAAAA